Molecule: messenger RNA, 1314 nt
Organism: Monopterus albus (swamp eel)
Lineage: Eukaryota; Metazoa; Chordata; Actinopteri; Synbranchiformes; Synbranchidae
Product: nuclear pore complex protein Nup205-like
Exons: 8
Coding region: 1-1314 (437 amino acids)
Biological process (GO): nuclear pore organization
Cellular component (GO): nuclear pore inner ring; nuclear pore
Molecular function (GO): structural constituent of nuclear pore
Source: RefSeq, a predicted model, not a curated record
AUGGAAGGAAGCGAGUCAAUGUUUUCCCGCCACAGACAGUUAAGCACAGAAGGGUCAUGCGGGCUGAGUGGAGAGAGCCAGCUCAGCGUGUUCAGCACCAAGGCAGGCCUCACAGCGGGGGUGCAGAUCAGUGGGCAUAAUGAAGACAGUGUCACAACCCGGACACACAGUGAUCACGGUGCGGUGCUGGAGUCCGGUGAACACCAGCAGCCCAAUUUCCCAGGUCUCACAAGAGGUCUAGUAGCUGUCCUGCUCUACUGGGAUGGAAAGCUUUGUGUGUCUAACUCUCUGCGCACACUCAUCCAGUCACGCCAUGGCAAGACCUUCACCCUGGAUCUAAGUGGCGAGCUAGUGGCUUUGACAACACGUUUUACAGAUGAACUGAUGAGCCAGGGUCUGACCAAACGUAUUCUAACGUUGGUCUCCGAGAUCAGUGUGACGCGUGAGUUUGAACGGCUGCAGAAGGAGCGCGGCCUGGGCAAUGAAAAGCACAGGAAGGAGGUUUCUGACCUCAUCAAAGAAUGCAGACAGGCACUGGCAGACAGCCUGUUUUCAUGGACGUGCCAAUCACCUUUGACUAAAGAUGACACACUGGCUCUCAUUGGCCACCUGGAGACAGUGACAGCUCAAGCUGAUGGCUCACUGGACAGUGUGAACCUGGCUCUGGUCAUGGCACUGCUAUACUGCUUGGAUGUUAGCUUUGUAGAGCAGGGAACUGAAGAUAGAGAAGAUCUUCUCCAGGCACUGCCGUUACUCACAGAGAGACAGUAUGUGUCUGCAGUGCACAGUCGUUUGAUGGACAACCAGCCAUGGAAGCUUCCAGGCCUUCAGGCUGUGUGUCGGCUGGCCUGGGCUCUGUCUCUGAGGGUUCUUUCCCAGCUACCACAAGGAUCUGCCCUGGUUGAAUUCACUGAGGCAGAUGAGGCUCUGGCUGACCAGGCUUUGCUGGGAGAUGUGUUUUUGUUCAUGAAGGAGGGCAUGCUGGGAUGCGAGAGUUUUUCCCAGGAAGAGUUUUACAUCCGCCGCCUCCAUUCUCUUAUUACUGACUUCCUGGCACUCAUGCCAAUGAAAGUGAAGCAGCUUCGUAACCGUGCUGAUGAGGACGCCCGUCUGGUGCACAUGUCCCUACAGAUGGACAGCGAGCUUCCAUCAUCGUUGCGCAAGGACUUAGACCAUCUCCUAAUUCUCUCCACCUCUGUUUACACACCAUGUUCCUUCGUGAAACUCACCUGUGACGCUGACAAGCAGCCUCAGAGAAUUUCCCUGCCUGCCUCCAACCCAAUCAUCUGUCCUCCUCUGGCUAACUCUCCUUAG